This is a messenger RNA of Stegastes partitus (bicolor damselfish), 1408 nucleotides long. RefSeq names its product tubulin polyglutamylase complex subunit 1 (gene tpgs1). Lineage: Eukaryota; Metazoa; Chordata; Actinopteri; Pomacentridae. The record is from RefSeq and is a predicted model, not a curated record. Gene Ontology annotation, molecular function: microtubule binding. The transcript is spliced from 2 exons. The coding region runs from base 1 to 1017 and encodes 338 amino acids. Gene Ontology annotation, biological process: protein polyglutamylation.
AUGGCGGACAAGGAGAAGCGCCGGUCCGGGGUGACUCCCGCGGGGAUGCCCGUAGGCAAAGCCGCCAGAUCGGACAGCGACAGGGAGUUUCUGUCGCAGGCCGGCGUCGGAGAGCUGCUCCGCGGUGCCAUCCUGAAGAUGGUCGAAGCCCGAUCGGACGAUCCCAUCGGGUUCCUGGCCGACCACUUCUGCAACCUCGCCUCCGUGACGGACACCGGCACCGCUGGAUGCGGCGACGAGGAGCCGCUGAACUCCGGCGCGCUGAGCGCAGGCGCGCAGGAGCAGCAGCAUCUGAACCGGGCGCUGUGGCACCUGCGGCUGGCGCACCACUCCCAGAGAUCCGCCUUCAGCAACAACGUCCGUGUGGCCUACGACCUCCUGAACCUCACCGGGCCUCGGCGGUCUGCAGGUGAGGCUCCUGAAGGUCCCGAUGGCUCCAGCAGCGACAGCCCCACCGGAGAAGCAGGAGGAGGAGGCGGCGGAGGAGGAGGAGGAGGAGUGAGAGGAGGCCUCUACACACAGACUCUGCAGUGUUUGUGCAGCGAAGGCGGAGUCCCUGCCUCCACCUCCGCCCCGCUCCUCCGCCGCCUCCACUGCCAGGACCACGAGGCCGUCCCUUACGACGUCUUCCGCCACGGCGUGCUCACGUGCGCCGUCUUCUCGGACUACAUCCGGCAGGCUCAGAGGCUGUACGCCGAGGUGUGCUGCCCAGACGAAGGGCCCGCCUCGAGGGCGCUGUGCCUGGCCGUGCUGGGGACCUUAAAGGAAGCACUAGAGACUUCCCAGGGCCCCGAUGCAAACUGCUGCGUUAAUGCCAACACUAGAGCUAGUUCCUGUCUGGAGACUAAUGCGAAGGCGAUCCGCUAUCUGGAGGCCAGUGCCAAGAUCUCUCCCUACAAGCUGGCUCAGGCCAUGGCUGGAGGACAGACACGAGGGCCUGGUGGCGAUAUGGAUGCGAAGGAGUUUGAAAAUGCAGCCGCGGAGCUGUUCAUCACUCGAGUGAAAGUUGUGUCCUAAGUUUUGUUGUGACUGAUGAAUGUCUAGCAAUUUAGAGUAAAUAAUGAACCUCUCUUCACCUCCUGUAACCUCCAACAUACUGCUCUGAAGACUUACACUAAACCCAAUAAUUCACGUGUAAAAUCUGAUGUUUGUUGACCGAUCAUGAACUUUUUAAUAUGGCACUAAUGAGGAAUCGUCUGCUGUGACUGUACGUCGUUACCGUGCUGUGUGAAUGAAAAGAGUUCCUCUCCUAGACUACAUUUAUUCCUCAAAAUCAGUAUUUACCCUGAUCGUUUCUCUUGUCGUUCAACCUUUGCCAUCAAGUUCUCAGAUUGGAUAGUAACGCUCUCUCCUCCAGUUUCAGUGAAACCAACAUUGCUGUAAUAAAUCCACGUUUUUUUUCUUAAAC